AAAUAGGAAAUUGGUCUCCAUUGGAUUCAAUUCAAUUUACCGCACAAUCACGACCCGUCUCUCUCUUUCUCUCGCUUAUAACAGCUCAAAUUCCGGAAAUAAAAUUCGCUUCUGCAUUUUCAAUUUUGGAGAAGGUUCGAAUUAGAGGACAAGGAAAUGGGAAUUCCUUCAGAAACGAGGAAUUAUUGGGCACAAACAAUCAGAAACAACAACAUGAAUAACCAUAAUACGAAUUUUGUUAUUCCCUCACCAGCUGAGGAUCAGAGGAUUUUGGAAGCUAGGCGUUGCACUCAAGAAGGUGUCCGUGCUGGAGCCAAGGCGGCUGCUGUGGCUUGUGUUGCCAGUACUGUUCCUACUUUGGUUGCCGUUCGUGUGAUUCCUUGGGCAAAGGCUAAUCUCAAUUAUACUGCUCAAGCGCUCAUUAUAUCUGCCGCUUCAAUUGCUGCUUACUUCAUCACAGCUGACAAGACUAUAUUGGAAUGUGCAAGAAGAAAUGCCCAGUAUGACAAAACAAUCAAUGCUGUUAAAUCUUAAGGCUGCAAUUUUAUGUUGCCAUCGUGUAUUAUACCUGUUUGCUGUGUUGGAGUUGUGUUUCUACAAAGAGCCCCUUUGUAACCUUGGUGAGAUAAAACAUAUUCACUGGAAAAUGUGUUUUAGUUAUGGGCCUCGGCUGUUUACCAUUUUUAUGCAUUUUUUCUGGCAAAUAAAAUUUUCCAGUCAAGCUUUUGUUACAAUUGUUCAUGUGAUCGGAAUUCAGCAAAGAAUAUAUUGCCAUAGCAAUUGCAGUUGUUCCA
Jatropha curcas is the source of this 794-nucleotide messenger RNA. Its product is annotated as early nodulin-93. Lineage: Eukaryota; Viridiplantae; Streptophyta; Magnoliopsida; Malpighiales; Euphorbiaceae. The record is from RefSeq and is a predicted model, not a curated record.